Messenger RNA from Symbiodinium natans, 477 nucleotides. Lineage: Eukaryota; Dinophyceae; Suessiales; Symbiodiniaceae. The record is from the annotation of a GenBank genome assembly.
AUGCAUGGAGACAGCUAUACGCUUCGGAGCUUUCGCUUCUUUCGUAAAGGCUGUUCUGGGAUUCAUGCCUCGAGUAGAGGUGUCAAGGUGAUUUUGAGCGGGCACUCGCUCGGUGUAAACGUUGCCCGGGCAGUAGCAGGCUACUUGGAGCGCAUGGGUGUGGAUGUCUUUGCCAUCCUGGCCUUGGACCCACGCACCGGUCCAGAUCUCUCGCCUUCAGGUUUGCCGCUGGCUGUGACAAGCAGUUUGGCCCGCUGCAUCCGCCUAGAGGCUCUGCAGUUGUCAUGCCAUGCACCCUACGUGCCCUUCAUGACAAUGCCUCAGCGGAUGCUUUGCUACAACCAUGAGGUUUGGAGAAACGCUACAGUAGCCAUUGAGAGUAUGAAGAUGCUGUCGAGCACCACCCACAAUACGCUCGCAAACACCCAUUUCUGGGACAUUGCAUUGGUGGUCAAAGAGGUUAUCCAGCCUGUCUGA